AUGUUGAAGAUCUGGUCAAUGAAGCAGCAGCAAGCGCAGGCUGAAAAUGCCGAGAGCGCUGCUGGCAACAAGAAGAAAAAGGUCACCGCGGCACAACUUCGAGUGCAACGAGAUCUCCAAGAACUCACCCUCGGAAAUACCAUGAAGAUGUCCUUUCCGAACCCCGACGAUAUCCUCAACUUCACCUUGUCGAUCGAGCCAGAUGAGGGCAUGUACAAGGGUGGUGUCUUUAAUUUCAACUUCACCGUCAACCAGAACUUCCCUCACGACCCACCCAAGGUAAAAUGCACGCAGAAAAUCUACCACCCAAACAUUGACCUGGAUGGCAAUGUUUGCUUGAAUAUCUUGCGUGAGGACUGGAAGCCGGUGCUCAACUUGAACGCAGUGAUUGUGGGCAUGCAAUUCCUCUUCCUCGAGCCCAACGCCUCCGAUCCUCUCAACAAAGAAGCCGCAGAUGACCUGCGCAAUAACCGCGAAGCCUUCAAGCGGAAUGUGCGCUCAUCUAUGGCCGGAGGGGCUGUUCGUGGCGAGACCUUUGAGAGAGUUCUUCGGUAA
Penicillium diatomitis is the source of this 555-nucleotide messenger RNA. Its product is annotated as NEDD8-conjugating protein UBC12. The coding region runs from base 1 to 555 and encodes 184 amino acids. NCBI's taxonomy places the organism in Eukaryota, Fungi, Ascomycota, Eurotiomycetes, Eurotiales, Aspergillaceae. The record is from RefSeq and is a predicted model, not a curated record. The transcript has 4 exons.